Messenger RNA from Tachyglossus aculeatus (Australian echidna), 3978 nucleotides. RefSeq names its product cleavage and polyadenylation specific factor 6 (gene CPSF6). Lineage: Eukaryota; Metazoa; Chordata; Mammalia; Monotremata; Tachyglossidae. The record is from RefSeq and is a predicted model, not a curated record. Gene Ontology annotation, cellular component: mRNA cleavage and polyadenylation specificity factor complex. Gene Ontology annotation, biological process: mRNA alternative polyadenylation. Gene Ontology annotation, molecular function: mRNA binding. The transcript has 10 exons. Bases 9 to 1670 code for a protein of 553 amino acids.
GAGGGAAAAUGGCGGACGGGGUGGAUCACAUCGACAUCUACGCGGACGUGGGCGAGGAGUUUAACCAGGAAGCGGAAUAUGGUGGCCACGACCAGAUAGAUUUGUAUGAUGAUGUCAUCUCUCCUUCUGCAAAUAAUGGAGAUGCUCCAGAGGACCGAGAUUAUAUGGAUGCCCUCCCACCGUCCGUUGGCGACGAUGUAGGGAAAGGAGCCGUACCAAACGUCGUUUACACCUAUACUGGCAAGAGAAUCGCAUUGUACAUCGGAAAUCUUACAUGGUGGACAACAGAUGAAGACCUGACUGAAGCAGUCCAUUCUUUGGGAGUAAAUGAUAUCUUGGAGGUCAAAUUUUUUGAAAAUCGGGCUAACGGCCAGUCAAAGGGGUUUGCUCUAGUUGGGGUUGGAUCCGAAGCAUCCUCUAAAAAGUUAAUGGAUCUGUUGCCUAAAAGAGAACUUCACGGUCAGAGUCCAGUUGUAACUCCAUGCAAUAAACAGUUUCUGAGUCAGUUUGAAAUGCAGUCCAGAAAAACCACCCAGUCGGGACAGAUGUCGGGAGAAGGCAAGGCAGGUCCCCCGGGAGGCAGCUCGCGGGCGCCGUUCCCUCCGGGAGGCCGCGGCAGGGGCCGCUUCCCGGGGGCCGUCCCCGGGGUGGACAGAUUCCCGGGCCCGGCUGUACCGGGAGGGCCGCCGCCGCCGCCGUUUCCAGGGGCACAGACUCCACCCCGUCCCCCCCUGGGUCCCCCCGGCCCGCCGGGUCCUCCGGGCCCACCCCCGCCCGGGCAGGUCCUUCCUCCUCCGCUAGCCGGGCCACCCAACCGUGGGGAUCGCCCCCCGCCCCCUGUCCUCUUUCCGGGACAGCCCUUCGGGCAGCCUCCUCUGGGUCCGCUCCCCCCCGGACCUCCUCCUCCGGUUCCGGGCUACGGCCCCCCUCCUGGCCCGCCGCCUCCUCAGCAGGGCCCACCACCGCCUCCGGGCCCUUUCCCGCCUCGCCCGCCGGGGCCGCUUGGGCCCCCCCUGACCCUCGCUCCGCCUCCACAUCUUCCCGGGCCGCCCCCCGGGGCCCCCCCGCCGGCGCCGCAUGUGAAUCCUGCUUUCUUCCCGCCUCCCGCCAACAGCGGCAUGCCGACGUCAGACAGCCGUGGGCCGCCGCCCCCGGACCCGUAUGGCCGGCCUCCGCCCUACGACAGGGGAGAUUAUGGACCUCCCGGAAGAGAAAUGGAUGCUGCGAGAGCUCCAUUAAGUGAAGCUGAAUUUGAAGAAAUCAUGAAUAGAAAUAGAGCCAUCUCCAGCAGUGCCAUUUCGAGAGCUGUGUCCGAUGCCAGUGCUGGGGACUAUGGGAGUGCCAUAGAAACAUUGGUUACUGCUAUUUCCUUAAUUAAACAAUCCAAAGUGUCUGCUGAUGAUCGGUGCAAAGUCCUCAUUAGCUCUUUGCAGGAUUGCCUUCAUGGAAUCGAAUCCAAGUCGUACGGUUCUGGAUCGAGAAGACGUGAACGGUCAAGAGAGAGGGACCACAGUAGAUCAAGAGAAAAGAGCAGACGUCAUAAAUCCCGUAGCAGAGAUCGUCAUGAUGAUUAUUAUAGAGAGCGGAGCAGAGAGAGAGAGAGACAUCGGGACCGGGACCGGGACCGCGAUAGAGAGCGGGACAGGGAACGAGAGUAUCGUCACCGUUAGAGAAGCUGAAGGAAGAGGAACGCCUCACAAGACAAGAAACAUUCUUCAUGGGAGAAAAACAGACGCUUGUCCGGCAGUUUGCUUCUGGGGACUGCACCGAACCCGUAAGGAUUCAAGGAUAAAAAUGAACAGGAAUAGAUCUGAAUAAAGCAAAUCUGCAUAAAUGGUAACCAGUAGCUCUACUUUUACUUUUUACGUUGCUUACCUGUUUUAUUUGAAGGAAACCUGUGUGAUUUAAAAGUUAUAGCUUUUGCAACUUUAUUACUGGUUAUAUACUUUUGGCAAUUAUAAUUGUGCAAGCAAAUGGGGGGGAAAAAAGUCAAGUAAAUGCUUGUUUUUUACGGUAGUUUGUUCUUGUUUAAAAUGUUCAUAUGAUAAUGUCUGUAAACAGCACCACUUUGAUUACCAUAGAUGUAGUGUUGUAAUAAACUGUUUAAUGGGGCUGAUGUGUAAAGCUGUUCAAGUUAUUUGAUGUUUACACCUCAGGGAAAGUCUUGUGUUCAGCAAUAUUUAGAGAUCAUGUGACUAGAACAACAUUUAUACUGUCUUUAAAAAAAGCAUCGCAAUAGAUUUUGGAAAUGCAUCAACCUAAUCUUGCGUUUAAUGAACCAUACCGAUUAAGUGUCGCACACUUAAUUUCGAUAUUAGACUAGGCGAUUAGCUGGGGUAUUUAAUAUUUCUCUAUUCUGCUUUUCGAGCAGUUUUUUUACCUAGGUGGCUUGUGAAUUUGCUAAAUGACAUGUAAAACUGUAAAGACUGCAGCCUGACGUUCUGUGAUGCAAGUAGUCAAGGCAGUGUUUUAGGAUAAGGGAAUGGAAAGUGUUCCCAGUUUUUAGUAAAAUCCGCACAGUCUGCCAUGGCACGCAAUUUUAUUACACUUAAAACAAUUGCAGCUUCGAAAGGUAGAUCGUUAGUGUCGGGGAGGUCUGACGGCAGUUUCAAGGUGGUACUGCAGUUGUUUACAGUUUUAUAUUGAUGGUGUUUCUGGGUGUUUUUUUUUCCCCCAAACCAUAUGGGCAAUGUAUAUACAGCUGUGCACCAGAUACAUGUGAGUAAAGAAGGCCUUAGUUUCCGUUUUCCAGGAGCUGUGCGUUCUGAGAGAUGCCAUACUCUCUUAUUAUCUUGGUUCGUAACUAGGAUUUUUGAUAUAUGUAAUCUCCUGCACAAUGUUUUGAGGAAAUGUUUGUAUCCAUGCAGCCCAUUAGCUCAUGCUACAGUUAACUAUCUGAGAUUUUUCCAACCUAUCUUAAAAAUAAAUUGCUUAGAAACUGCACCGGCACACUUCCAAGAGAAAAAAAAAAAAAAGAGAACCGGCUUACCCAUGGAUUUGGUCAGUUUUGAUCUAAAUUGGAAAACUGGAAAUCAAUCUGUGGUAUUUAUUGAGCGCUCACCAUGUGCGGAGCACUGUACUUUGCGCUUCGGUAGAGGUGGUUAGGUACGAUCCCUGCCCACGACGGACUUACAGUCCAGAGAACCCCCAAUCUAGCCUGUCUGGUAGGCAGAGCCGAGAGUAAAUGUACCAGGCGUUUAAUUGAUUAUGAAAGUGAUUUGUUUUUAAGAUAAGUUUUAAAGGCCCCAGUGGCCUUAAAAUUUUUGAAAAGUCUUUGAGAAAACUCUGGCUCUGUUUAAAUUGUACCAAGUUUCAGACCUUGUUUGACUUUUCAGGCAAAAUACCAUAUUUUGUGCAACUGGGGAAACUUGGCUUGGCACUGCACGUUCCUCUGUCAUCUCUUAUCAUAGAUCACUUUUUCAUCCACAAACUGGCUGUUAGUUAAGGAUUUAUCCUUGUGCUUUUAACCUGAAUUUUAUUUCUUGAUAUUUUGAUUUUGUGACCAGAAUGUUCAUGCAUGGAAUCACUGGUACCUGCCCAGACUAUUUGCUGUCGGGGGAAUUUUCAAACGCUUGCUCAACAGUGUUUCAAGUUAAACUACCUAGUACAUGGAAUUUUGAAGUUGUAACGAUUUCACAUCAUUUUUAUUUUCCUAUUUUGUGCAUAGGUUUUCGAGUAGCUCUGGUGUCCUUUGUUAGCUUUCUUAAAACUUUCUAAAAAGCCAAAGGGAAGGAAUGUUGGCAUAUACUUAUUUAAAAAGGCACUAGUUAAUAUUGAUGGGGGCAGCAGGUAAGUAAAUAUCCACAAGACUCCUCUUCUGCAGUAGAUGAAUGAUUUCACCUGAAUAUUAACUCCACACAGGGUGGUUUAAAAUACGAACAGUCAGCCCUUUAUUAAUGUGCCUCGAGAGAGACUUUUAAUCUUGGCUUAUUUUAUUUUCCAUUUUCUCUUCUGCUGGCAAUAAAGCUGUCAAAAUCG